AUUCUCGGAGGAGAAGCAAGCAGAGAACGGUUCAUACAAGACACAAUAAGAGAGAUUAUGGAAAAAGUGCAAAAUACAACUUGUGGAUUUUGGUGUUUUGAGCACUGCAGGCCUCCGGGACAAAGCACCUGCAGCACACCAACCUCUGCUACACUCAGCCGUCCCCUGAGAUUUGGAGCCGUGGUUGUCAUUGUUGGUGCAGUUUUAAUGUUGUGUGCAUCCGUGGCUACUCUCUAUCUGCAGAAGGGGAGCUAUAAAAAUGUUUAUAAUGUUCAUUACAGUAUGAACAUCAACGGGGAGGUGAGGGAGGGCUCCAUGGAAAUUGAUUCUGACAACAAUCUUGAGAGAUUUAAAACUGGGAGUGGAGCUGAGGAAGCUGUGGAAAUUCAUGACUUUCAAAUUGGAGUGACUGGAAUCCGCUUCUUUGGAGGAGACAAGUGCUAUAUAAAAUCCCAAAUCAAAGCCAAACUUCCUCCCAUGGGAGCUCACGACAAAGCGAUGGUGAUGUUUGACCUGACAGAUGAAUUAAUGCCAGUGAGCUUUGAUGAGGAGUUCCUUAUUUGGGUUGCAGCAGAGCAGCCGCUGAAGGACACCAGGUUUCUGAGCAAGAAAAUUCUGGAUCUUUGUGGGGAGCUUCCCAUUUACUGGCUCAGACCGACAUAUCUAAAAGAUGGGGAGAGGAAAAAGAGAGACACGCAUCGAGCCAAACGGCAGUUUAACAUGGAGGAGGUUGAGGCAGCUGCCGAGGAGGGGGACCUGGUGAGUCACGCAGAGAAUGACACCUCCAGAGUUGUGGAAGAAGAGGAGGAGGGGGCGCAGUCAGCUGUGGGGUCAGCAGACAACCCCGAAAACCCCUAUCAACGCAGCAGAGGGGCCAGAGAGGAAAGCGCCCUGACCUUUGACACCAUGUUAGACCACCAGGGGAUCUGCUGCUCCGAAUGCCAACGCAGCUACACUCACUGCCAGAAAGUGUGUGAGCCUCUGCGGGGCUACUGGCCUUGGCCUUACAACUACAGAGGGUGCCAGGUAGCUUGUCGAGUCAUCAUGCCUUGUCGCUGGUGGGUGGCACGCAUUUUUGGAGUUGUGUAAAAGAACACACAACAUAUGUGAGCAAAUGUGUGUGCGCAUGUGUGCUUUGCAGCUCAGCUUCUUUUUCAGAUCUGCACACAAAUAUCAGAUUUCUCUUUUUAUUAGCAUCUACCAGAAAGCUAUGCCUGCUAGCGUGAUAUGCAAAGUGUGAAAUGUGACCAUUUUUAUUGUAGCAUAUAUACCAUCACCAGCCACUUUAUUAGGUACACCUUACUAGUACAUGGUUGACCCUUCUUUUGCCCUCAGAGGCGCCUUAAUUCUUCAUGGCAUAGAUUGAUAAAAUAUUUUUGGACAUAUUGACAUGACAACAUCAUACAGUUUGUGCAGAUUUGUUGGCUGCACAUCCGUGAUCCCUUCUGUUACACCACAUCCCAAAGGUGCUCUAUUGCAUUGAGAUUUGGUGACUGUGGAGACCAUUUGAGUAAACGUACUGUUCAGUUAAAAAAAAGAAAAGAAAACAUAUCUUGAGAUGAUUUUAACCUUGCGACAUUAGGUGUUAUACUAUUGGAAGCAGCUAUCAGAAGAUAAAGAAAGAUAAAGAUAAAGAGAUUGGCAUUUAAGACCAGGUAGGCUCUGGUCUUUAAUUGAUCAGUUCAGCUCAUUUGAUACUAUAGGGCCCAAAGUGUGCGAAAAAAAACCAUCCCCCACACCAUUACAUCACCAACAGCAACAGCCUGAACCAUUGAUUCAAAGCAAUAUAGAUCCAUGCUUUCAUGUGUGUUUACACCUGACCCUAUGAUCCGAAUGUAUCAGCAGAAACAGAGACUCAGGUUGUGCAUUUUCACCCAGAGAAUUGAUGCUCACUGGACAUUUUCGCUUAAAAAAAAAAAAAAAAAACCCCUUCUCUGUAAAUCCUAAAGAUGAUUGCGUAGGAAAUUCCCAGUAGAUCAACAGUUCCAGCCGACCUGUAACCAGCAACCAUACCACAUGGUUGACAAGUCACUGCUUAGUUUAAACUUCAUCAGGUUAUCUUGACCAUUGUUGCCAUACUAUUGGCUGAUUAGAAAUUUUCAUUAACACAAAGCAGCUGAAUGCAUGUACCUAAGUGGCCAAUGAUCAUAUACUAUACAUGACAAGUUUUUCAUCUUGAUAGGAAUGCUACAUUUCUUUUAGAUACAAUUAUUCAGAAAUGCAUACAUGUAAUGUUCCUAUUUGCAGCUGCGGAUUCAGAAAUGAGUGCAUUCAUUUUUGUAUCGUGUCAUGGCCAGGCUUAAUGCACUGUACUGUGUUUAAUGGAAGGCACUGGACUGAAUCCAAAGGCUCAGCAGAUCAUGUACCUUUUC
Molecule: messenger RNA, 2372 nt
Organism: Neolamprologus brichardi
Lineage: Eukaryota; Metazoa; Chordata; Actinopteri; Cichliformes; Cichlidae
Gene: cnmd
Product: chondromodulin
Biological process (GO): negative regulation of angiogenesis; negative regulation of endothelial cell proliferation
Source: RefSeq, a predicted model, not a curated record